Dermacentor andersoni is the source of this 953-nucleotide messenger RNA. RefSeq lists its product as uncharacterized. The record is from RefSeq and is a predicted model, not a curated record. Lineage: Eukaryota; Metazoa; Arthropoda; Arachnida; Ixodida; Ixodidae.
UCGCCGGUAACGAUCGACCGCUCGCGUCUGUCUCGCGUGCUGCGCUAAGCCACCGGUCAGCUCAGCCCGUUCGUCACCCCUAUGCGCCGUCUGUAGCAAAGGGCAAGCGUAGGGCUCAGCGGCUUGUGAGGCCGCACCCUCAGCACCUCUCACGGCGGCCGUUACGGUCAUCGAGAGCUUCGUGUGCCACCUGCGUCGGCUGCCACUGCUGCUGUGCGCCGCCGACAUGACGACGGAACGAGCAGGAGGAACGCGGCUGUCGGCGCACAGGAGACGCUCGAAGUUCAGCCCGCGGAUCCGGUCAUCGGGUGCCGCCACGGUGCACGAGUGCCGGCACUGUCGGCAGCGCUUCCGCUGCGCCAGCCGGCUCAUGGCGCACGAGGUGUACGCGCACAGCUACGCGGGUGCGGCUAGGGGCAGCAAGCUGCCUUGCCCCAUCUGUUCGAGGCUGUGCCGGUCGCAGGCCACCAUGUCUGCGCACCUCGGCACCCACCUGGGCGAGCUCAUGUGCAGAAAGUGCGGCGCGGAGUUUGCCAGCGUCGGCGCAGCCGUGUUGCACGACAUGCGCCACUCGCACUCGGACAGCCUGAUGUGCGGCCUUUGCAGGCAGAUGUUCCGAGGGAAGGCCGAGCUCAAAGAACACAGGCAGUCGGCGCACACCGUGGUGCUUCGGGCGAAUCCGCCGCCCGAGUCGGUCACCGGGUAGUUCGAAAGGAAAGGCUGGGCAGUGAACCAGUUGGCCUACAGGACGCACGGCCAGGAGCCGUAUUUGCGCGCCACAUUUUAUUUCAACGAUUCGUUUUAGGAGCACACAAAAAAUUGUCGACGUGGUGCCGUGCUUCGUAAGCCAGUACAUGGCGUAAAGCCGAAAGACCCAAGCCCGAAAGUGGAAACAUAGCGUAUUGCGUUGGGUGACUUCAUGUACCGAAAACAUAAAGAAUGGCUAAUGAGAA